Molecule: messenger RNA, 2006 nt
Organism: Callorhinchus milii (elephant shark)
Lineage: Eukaryota; Metazoa; Chordata; Chondrichthyes; Chimaeriformes; Callorhinchidae
Gene: eif2a
Product: eukaryotic translation initiation factor 2A
Exons: 14
Coding region: 95-1834 (579 amino acids)
Biological process (GO): translational initiation
Cellular component (GO): cytosolic small ribosomal subunit
Molecular function (GO): tRNA binding; protein binding; ribosome binding
Source: RefSeq, a predicted model, not a curated record
GGCGGGCGGUGCCGGUGGUGAAGCGCCUCUCGGGGGGGCCACGUGUUACUCGGCGGUGACCUCUGACCCGCAACCCCACCACUUCCGGCGAAAGAUGGCGGCCUCCACGCCGCUGCUGGCAGUUCGAGGUUCAGAAGGAGUCUAUAUGCUCAGUGGCCCUCCUGCUUAUACAGAAAAUGCGUCUUUUGCAAGGGAUGACAGGAAGAAUUGCAAAGGCUUCACGUUCAGCAAAGAUGGUUCCUUAUUCGCUUGGUGCAACGGAGAAGAUGUAACUAUCGUGAACAGUGUGGAUGGCAAUUUGUUGCACUCAAUUGACCUGCCAAAAGCGACCUUCCUGACAUUCUCCCCACAGAACAGCAUCUUGGCAACAUGGCAGCCAUAUACAACAUCCAAAGAAAAUACACAAGGAGAGCCGAACCUGCACAUGUGGGAUCUCAGCACUGGGCAAUGUCUCAAAUCGUUCUUCCAAAAGAAAAUGCAGAGCUGGUGUCCUUGCUGGUCUGAUAAUGAAAGCGUCUGCGCUCGGAACGUAAACAACGAAGUGCAGUUUUUUGAGGAUAACAAAUUUGAUAAAAUAGCGACUAAACUCCACCUGCAGAAAGUGACUGACUUUGUGCUGUCCCCGGGAUUGCAGCCCAUCAAGGUUGCCGUUUAUGUGCCUGGAUCGAAAGGCGCUCCAUCAUUUGUUCGGCUGUAUCAAUACCCAAACUUUGGCGGCCCCACCUCUGCCUUAGCCAAUAAAAGCUUCUUCAAAGCUGACAAAGUGACAAUGCUGUGGAACAAGAAAGGCUCUGCUGUUUUGGUGAUUGCCAGCACAGAUGUGGACAAGUCCGGAGCAUCGUAUUAUGGUGAACAAACCCUGCACUAUAUAGCAACCAAUGGAGAAAGUGCAGUAGUACAGCUACCCAAGAACGGCCCUAUUUAUGACGUGUCCUGGAACCCCAAUUCACUGGAGUUUUGCGCCGUAUAUGGGUUCAUGCCCGCCAAGGCUACAGUUUUUAACCUGAAGUGCGACCCCAUCUUCGACUUCGGCACUGGGCCUCGGAACGCUGGCUUCUACAGCCCACAGGGACACAUUCUGGUUCUGGCCGGCUUCGGGAACCUGCGGGGACAGAUGGAGGUCUGGGAUGUUAAACAGUACAAACUGAUCUCCAAGCCUCAGGCGAGCGAUACCACCUUUUUCUGCUGGUGCCCGGAUGGCGAGCACAUCGCAACUGCCACCUGCGCACCGAGACUGCGAGUCGGUAACGGCUAUAAGAUCUGGCACUACAGCGGCGCUGUGAGGCACAAAUACGAGGUGCCGCCAAACGCUGAACUCUGGGAGGUGCAGUGGCAACCGUUCAAGGACGGGGCGUUUCCAGAGAAACGCAUCGAGUAUCAGACAGUCCCCACUGACUCACUGACCAUCGACGCUAAGCCUGCACAGGCUUACAGACCACCUGCCCUGAGGGACAAACCUGUGACCAGCUCCAAACUGCAUGAAGAAGAACCACCUCAGAACAUGAAACCACAAAAUGCGGACAAGCAGCUCUCGAAGGCGGCUCUGAAAAAUCAAAAGAAACGUGAGGCGAGAAAGGCAGCGAAACUGGAGAACAAACCUGAAAUCCAGGAAACUCCACCUGAACCUGAGGCCAGAGCAGUCCAGUGUAUUGAGGGUCACGGGGACCCGGAGGUAGACAAGAAGAUAAAAAACAUUAAAAAGAAAUUAAAAGCUAUAGAGCAGUUGAAGGAGCAGCAAGCGUCUGGGAAGCAGCUGGAAAAGAACCAGAUGGAAAAAAUCUUAAAAGAGGACAUCCUGUUGAAGGAGCUGGAGGAUCUGGAGCUGAGCGUGUGAUUGGCCUCCGCGGACACCCACUCGCCCGGCACGGCAUUCCCAUCGUAACAUUUUAUUGGGGGGAAGGGGAGAAGCCUACACUAUGCAAUGUAAAAGGUUUGAAUAGUUUAAAGCAAAUCUGUGAUGUUAUUACGAGAAAAAAAAUAAAGGUCUAUCUCUUCUGGAUUUAAAA